Messenger RNA from Blepharisma stoltei, 1495 nucleotides. NCBI's taxonomy places the organism in Eukaryota, Ciliophora, Heterotrichea, Heterotrichida, Blepharismidae. The record is from the annotation of a GenBank genome assembly.
AUGGGUAGCUGUGUCGCGAAAUCAAAACGUAUAAAACCGGCCGAGAUUUCCGACAGCAAUGCUAGCAGAAAUAACAAGCUUCGCCUUACAAUGGAAUUUUCCCAAAAACAAGUUGAGCAACUAACUGAUGCAAACGAUUCAAAAAUCCCAACAAAAAGAAAAGUCAGAAAAAGGAAGUACACGCUCCAAAAUGUUGAGCAAGGGGAUCAUGGCACUUUGCUAUUGAUUAGGCAAAGGUCUAUGUUUCUUGGACAAUACUCAACAGAAAUUCAAAAAGGGUUUGAAGAACGAGGCAUGAAAAUAGAAGGCGAAAUUCAAACAACUUGUUUACAAAGUGCAGGAAUCUGGGUCAACUGCAGAAAAGGAAUGAAGCCUGAUCUGCCAAAUCAAGAUGACUACUGCAUACUUAUAGAUGGGCCGAGCUAUUUGCUAAGUGUAUAUGAUGGUCAUGGUCAGUACGGGCAUGAUAUUUCCAAUUUUGUACACAGCAGAUUGCCAAACCUAAUGAUUGCUCAUCCAGAUUGAGCAGAAAAUCCUAAACAAGCAAUAAAAGAUACAUUUGUGUCAUGCCAGCAACAGCUGAUAGAUGUAUGUGACAAGCCAGAAACUGAGUUUAACUGCAUUUUAUCAGGAACAACUGCAACUAUUGUAUUUUACCAAAAAAAUAAACUUAUAGUAGCCAAUGUAGGAGACUCAAGAGCCGUCCUCGCAAAACUAGAAAAUGGGAAAAUUAUUGCUCAUCCAAUAACAAGAGACCAUAAGCCUGAAGAAGCAGAUGAAAAACAUCGAAUUGAAAGAGCUGGAGGAGAAGUAAAAAAAUUAAAAAAUGACUGAGCAGAAAGGGUGUAUUUCAAAGGAAAAGACAGCCCUGGGCUAUCAAUGACAAGAGCAUUAGGAGACACAAUGCUUCAAAGCAUUGGGAUUUCUUCAGAACCAGAAACUUAUGAAAUUGAUGUCGAAGAAGAGGAUCAAUUUGUAUUAAUAUGCAGUGAUGGGGUAUGGGAAUUCAUCUCAAACCAAGAAGCUGUAGAGUAUGUUUACAAGUUUAAAGGAGACGUAAGACAAGCUACAGAGAUGCUAUCUGCGCUCGCAUGGUCUAGGUGGAUAAAAAAAGACUCUUCGACUGUUGAUGACAUUACUGUAAUUUUGGCAUAUUUACCCAAAAAUUUUGAAAAAAUUGUUUUUAGAAAUUUUAAAAAAAUUCUAAUUUGCAAAAUUGGGAAUCAAAUAUUAAUUUAAUUUAUAAAAUUUAUGUUUAAAACCAAUUUGUUUAAAAUUAAGCAGAAUUAGCUCGAGAUUUCAUUAUGCUAAUUAUCACUUAUAUAUCAAUUUUUUUUCAUUUCUAUUAAAAAAAUUUUUGUUCACUCACGGAGGGUUGGCUUUUGGACAAAAAAUAGGGAUUUUUCAAAUGGUUUUGUUCACUCACGGAGGGGGUGGGGGGAGUUAAUGAUUUUUGUAAAUAAAAUAUUUUUUUAUUGUUUACUGUAAUUAUUAA